AUGUUGGACUCAUUUGAAAUAUUUACAGUGUCAGGAAUAGUUCUCUGGUCAAAAACAUACAGUCCUAUAAAUCGCGCUAUUGUCAAUAGCUUUAUCACGGAUGUUUUCAUUGAGGAAAGAUCACCGCAAAAUAUCAGAAUAACAAAUGACCUUUCGGCCACAAAGAAUCCAUCAUAUAAACAUAACAAGCAUACUAUUAAAUGGACGACGGUCAAGGAGCUAGGAUUAAUCUUUGUUGCUGUUUACCGUUCUCUGCUACAUCUUACUUGGAUUGAUAAGCUAGUCGAUAAUAUAAAAAUUAUUUUUGUAGAUUUAUACGCUGAUCAGCUUCGAAAUUCUCAUACUACGCUUGUUGAUUGCAAGUUUGAUGCAUACUUUGACCAGCACAUCCAGGAAGUUGAGAAAGCCGCUCCUAGCUCUGAUAUUAAACACCUAAAUUCUAGAUAUCUAGAUGAUGACUAUCGUUUUACGCCAGAUUUGGUUCAAGAAGAAUCAACAGUACUUCCUAGCUUUUUAUUAAGAGGUGAGAUCAAGAGAUCUGUACGCAAGGGUAAUACACUAAAUAUUCAAGAUUCGAUUAAGCCAUCAACAAAAUCCGCGUCAAUUGAAGAAAUACCUUCAUGCAUGAUCAAGCCAUACAUUAAAGUGCCUGAUGGUCACCUAAUCACUGAAAAAAUCGGACGUCCCAGUCGAAGUUCCCGAAAAGCAAGGAGAACAGCAGACACAUCUACGACUUAUGCUUCCAGUGAUGAGAUGCAAUUACAGAAAAGCCGAGCUUCAAAAAACUUGACAGCAAAAAAGGGUCGAAAAUGGGAUGCGAACAACUUACCCGAUGAAGAUGAUGGAUUACCACUCGAUUAUUCGGAGCAUAAUGAUGCCACUCCAAGCAAAAGUGAGAUCCGUAUAGAGGAUAGAGCCAUUGCGAAAUCAGACAAGGAAUCUUGGGGGCGAACAACUGAUAAUGGACGAUUUGUAUUGAAGGACUUAGAUGAUCAGAUAACAUCUAUCCUUAAUUCUGAUAAUUGCAAAGAGAAUAACACAACUAUUCAUAAUGGAAUUUUGGGAUCAAGCUUUAAUACAAUAAAAGGGCUCGUCAGAAAUGUCGUAGGAGGCAAAACACUUACCAAGGAAAACUUGCAUAAGUUUAUGAAAGAGAUGGAAGAUCAUUUACUCCGGAAAAACGUCGCUCGCGAAGCAGUACUUCGAUUAUGUGAAGGGGUGGAAACAGAGCUAAUUGGACUGAAGACUGGAAACUUUGAGAGCGUCCAGUCUAGAAUUAACACUGCUAUGGAAUCAUCCCUGAAAAAAAUACUGACCCCUACCUCAUCAUUGAACCUCAUUAGAGAAAUAGACGCAGUUACAAAACCGUCAAGCAUUUUGAUGCAAAAAAAAAGACCCUACGUUAUGUCUAUAGUUGGUGUGAACGGUGUAGGAAAGUCGACGAACUUAUCAAAAAUUUGUUAUUUCCUUCUACAGAAUAAGUAUAAGGUUCUAGUCGUUGCCGGUGAUACCUUUAGAUCAGGAGCUGUUGAACAACUGGCAGUACACGUGAGGAACCUCCAAGAAUUAACUGAGCGGGAAGGUGGUGAAGUAAAACUCUAUCAGAAAGGGUAUGGGAAAGAUGCUGCGAACGUUGCGAGGGAUGCUAUCACGUUUGCAACUCAGGAAGAAUUUGACGUUGUGUUAAUUGACACUGCAGGACGUAGGCACAAUGAUCAGCGACUCAUGUCUUCGCUUGAGAAGUUUGCAAAGUUCGCUAAUCCUGAUAAAAUUCUCAUGGUUGCGGAGGCGUUGGUUGGAACAGAUUCCGUAGCCCAGGCACGAAACUUUAAUGACGCUUUUGGCAAUGGUCGAGCCCUUGAUGGCUUCAUCAUCUCCAAGUGUGACACAGUUGGUGACAUGAUAGGUACAGUAGUCAGUAUGGUGCACGCUACCAGUGUGCCGGUGUUAUUUGUCGGAGUUGGGCAGCACUACAGUGACCUGAGAAAUUUAUCAGUCAAGUGGGCGGUAGAGAAGCUGCUUAGUAGUAAUUAA
This is a messenger RNA of Blumeria graminis f. sp. triticale, 2034 nucleotides long. NCBI's taxonomy places the organism in Eukaryota, Fungi, Ascomycota, Leotiomycetes, Helotiales, Erysiphaceae. The record is from the annotation of a GenBank genome assembly.